Molecule: messenger RNA, 2276 nt
Organism: Girardinichthys multiradiatus
Lineage: Eukaryota; Metazoa; Chordata; Actinopteri; Cyprinodontiformes; Goodeidae
Gene: prlh2r
Product: prolactin releasing hormone 2 receptor
Exons: 3
Coding region: 89-1297 (402 amino acids)
Biological process (GO): G protein-coupled receptor signaling pathway
Cellular component (GO): neuron projection; plasma membrane
Molecular function (GO): neuropeptide binding; neuropeptide Y receptor activity
Source: RefSeq, a predicted model, not a curated record
GGAGGGUAGGCUGCACAACGGCAGGACUUUCUGCAAGAAAGAAGACACUAACAGGUGCCCAGCCUUCGGACUAACACCUUAAACAGCCAUGGACUGGGAGAAAGGGCUGAAUCAGUCCAGAGUGAACUCUUCGGCCCCAGCCUCUGACUCUGCAUCCUCCUUCUCUUCAUCCUGCUGUAAUUCGUCUCACCUCCACUUCCACAAUUCGUUGUUUCCAGUCCCUGCUUUUUCUGGCUUUGACCUGCUGUUCAAUCUGAAACUCCUCUUUAUCCCCCUCUACUCUGCUGUGGUACUGAUUGCCUGCUCUGGGAACCUCCUUCUCCUCUUCCUCAUCUGGUACAAGAAAAAGAGACACAACACAACAAAUUUUCUUAUCAGUAAUUUGGCGCUUGUUGACCUGGUGAUGUGCAUCUUUUGCGUCCCUUUGACAGCCUCCUAUGCCUUUGACAGACGAGGAUGGGUGUUUGGAUACCAUAUGUGCCAUUUUGUUACUGUAAUGCAGUCCACAGCCGUAUACGCAGCAGUUCUUUCCCUCAUGGCCAUUGCAGUGGAUCGUUACAUAGUUGUAGCUUACCCCAUCCGCAAGAGAGCAGGCUGUCAAUUCUGCUGGGGUCUAGUCACCCUGAUCUGGUUGUCCUCCUUGGCGUUAUCCACGCCGACAGCACUUCACACGGUCUACCUGGAUCUGCACACUGCAGGCCUGGAGAUGGCAGUCUGUGAGGAGUUUUGGGAUGGCCAGGAACAAGGCCGACUCAUUUACUCCUGUUUCAUCCUCUUUUUUUCCUACUUUGUUCCACUGGGUGCAGUGUCCAUUUCCUACUGUGCUAUAUCCUACCAGCUGAAGCAGAGGACCACGUCAGGUUUGACAGCAUGUCCCCAGCUGAGAUGUUCUCGGGCCGCUUGGAGUCGACGGCGGAGGAAGACCUUCUGUCUGCUGCUGGUGUCUGUUCUCUGCUUUGCUUUCUCUUGGCUCCCCUUACAGGUGGUGAACCUGAUCCAUGACCUGGACACAGACUUCACCAUACUGGGAAAGACUUACAUAAAUGUCAUCCAGGUAUCUGCUCACCUGCUAGCCAUGAGCUCCGCCUGCUACAACCCCUUCAUUUAUGCUUCACUACACAAUAAAUUCCUGUCCUACCUGUGUCUCAACCCCCGGACUCGAGGGAGAGGAAAAGAAAAGCAUGGAGGUCAGGGGUCAAGCAUCCUGACAACAUCUCAGAGAAUGCCACGUCUCAACACCUUCACCACUGUGGCAGAUUUACCUGCUGUUGUUCUGAAUGACCUUGUUCCAAAAUAAAACUACACCUGAUUUGAGUUUUUUGUCCCAAAAAACAGCUCCACAGACAUCACUAAAAGUAGAUGGGAUUCAGGGUGUUUCAUUUUCUCAUCAGAUUUCAUUUGAAUCUUGUCAGCCUUUAUUCUAUAACAAACAAAUAGUGGAAUAAACAAAUGUAAAGCACAGUCUAAAUAUCAAGAUCCUCAACAUGGGGUGCUGCUCUUUGAAAAAGCCGCUUACGGUGAUAGAUAAUUCAGUAGUGCAAGAAAUUCGUCUGCUUUGGUCAUAAAGAUUUAUUGUGUAAUCAUUUAUUUACUUGAAAUUUUUUUUAAUGUUUAACAGUCUAUUUAUGCUAGUGUUUGUUCAAAUGUCUAAAUGUCUUAUCUUCUAAAAUAGUUUUCAAUUUUUUGUUAACCAUCAAUACUUGUGCACAUUUUAAUGUUUACCUGCGCUGUAAAAAAGUAUUUUCUGAUCAUUAAACAUACUCUGAUAUCAAAGAUAACCCAAAUAAAUACAAAAGGCAGAUUUCAAAUGAAGAUUUUAUUUAUUAGUGUUAAAAAAAAGCCUUUUAAACUUGACUUAACUUUGAUUAACAUUUGUGUUUUUAUUCUGCCAGCCAAAAUCAGGCCUGAUUACUGCCAGACCAGCAGAUUCAAGAAAUCACUUAAAUAGAACCUGUCUGCCAACAUGAAGCAGGCUAAAAGAUUGCAAAAGGAACGCAUAAUGUCCUGAUCUAAGGAACUUUAUGAACAGAUGAGAAACAAAUUCAUUGACAUUUAUCCUUCUGGAAAAGGUUACAAAGCCAUUUCUAAGGGUUUAAGACUCCGAUGAACCACAGUGAGGACGCAUUCACACUGCUGGUCCAGGCCAGGGAUCGGUCAGUUGGCCCGUUUGCUUUCACACUAAAUGUUUUUAGACCAUACCAAACACCAUCAUGCAGUUGCAACAGAUUGUUUCAAGGACAGUAUUGAACGUGAGGAAUAAAAGCAUGAGGAAGAAA